Neolamprologus brichardi is the source of this 2390-nucleotide messenger RNA. RefSeq names its product leucine-rich repeat, immunoglobulin-like and transmembrane domains 2 (gene lrit2). Lineage: Eukaryota; Metazoa; Chordata; Actinopteri; Cichliformes; Cichlidae. Gene Ontology annotation, molecular function: protein binding. The record is from RefSeq and is a predicted model, not a curated record.
GCUUAAUAGGCUUCUCUGGUCUGCCGCACUCGGCAUGUCUGGAGCACGAAUGUAGCCCUCAAAUUCAGGAUCUUUUUUUUUUGUGGACUAUGGACAUAAUUUGUUACCUGCUUGUUAUAGUUUUAAUAAACAUUCAGGCUUGUGAAACUUUUUCUCAGUGUUUACGCGGGUGCAGCUGUGUAGAAGACCGACAUGGAAGGUCAUUAAUAUGUAUGGAGGAGAGCGCAUUUGGGGCUAUACCACAAGACCUUCCACAUGAGUUGACAAAAAUACGAAUUGAAAAGUCUCAGUUUACUGAAAUACCCAGAGGAGCUUUCUCAAAAACGUUGACGUUGGAGAACUUGUGGUUGAACUUUAAUGAAAUCACACUGAUAAACUCAAAGGGUCUGGAGGGUUUGAGGAACUUAACCGAGCUCCGUUUGCAAGGCAAUAAGCUACGUUCAGUACCAUGGACAGCAUUCGAGGACACGCCGGUUCUCAAGAUCCUGGAUCUGAAGCACAACCAGCUGGACGUCCUACCGGAGCAUGCGUUAAGGUUUUUGCCAGGUCUGACUUACUUAGACUUAUCCUUCAAUCGUCUUAUGGUGAUAUCGAAGGAGGUCUUCCAAAACUGGCCUCUCUACCAAAAAUUACAGAACAUGGAGGAGCGGGAGGCGACAACAUCUGGGCCAAACGUCGUCCUGGCACUCCACGACAAUGCCUGGCUCUGCGAUUGUCGCCUAAAGGGCUUCGUGGAGUUCAUCAGGUCUCUGAGCCCUCCGAUUAUAUUGAUGAACUCCUACUUGACCUGCUCAGGGCCGGACUUUAGGGCGGGCAAGUUCUUCCAUGAGAUAGAGCUACAGGCAUGCAUGAAGCCUGAAGUCAGCACCCCAUCAGCCAACAUCAGCCUGCCACAGGGCGCCAACGUCACCCUGCGAUGUAUCGCCAAAGCAAGGCCUGACCCUUCAGUGUGGUGGACAUAUGGUCUGAAGAUAAUCAGAGGAUUUCAUGAAUCUCAAGAAAGAGUGAAUGAUGACACCAUCAGAUCCCUCCUGGUGAUCCCCUCUGUCCAUGCAGCUGAUCAUGGUGUCUACACUUGCACCGCUGUCAACUUCAUUGGAAACUCCUCUGUCAGCAUCUUUCUAGAGGUGCGCUCUGCAGGAAGCUCCCAGUCUUCACUCCUCCCAGCUGUACCGCGGGCUGGUGAUGAAAAUGUCUACAUCGACAUCCACAUCGCCAAGCAAACAAUACGGGGUAUCUCCAUUGAGUGGUUCGCUGCCCUAGAACGCCCCACUGAAACCUGGUUCACGAUCCACUUUGGUCGUGCAGAUGCUGAUAAAAAAGAAAUAAUCUACAUUGGACCUGGGAUUAAUUCUUACUCCAUCUCUGACCUGAUGCCUGCAACUAAAUAUGAAAUCUGUGUAACCCUCAAGAAUCACGCACCACGCCCAGAACAGUGCAUCAUCUUUGUAACAGGAAGUGACAUCACUGAGAUGGAGCAGAGGGAGAAGCUGAUACAUAUAAUAGUGAUAGUUUUAGCCAUGGUGCUGGCAGUGCCUGUAGGCAUGUAUGCAUGCACCACUGACACCAGGUUGGCCUGUUUGGAUGGUAUAAUGGAGAGCUGGAAGAACCGAAGGAGAGACAGAGGCUCAGCAGGAGGCAUGGAAAGGGAGAGGCAGGGUACCUUCGACAGUCUGCAGGCCGCCAGUGAUGAGGGCCUGGUUAAUAAAGGUUCCAGUGAAGACAGGAAGGCCGAGGAGGUUGUUGCAAAGAUGUGAAUGAUGGCCGUUAUGUCAAGGAUUUGCACCAGGGUAGAGGCUGUGCUGAAGUUGAUUUUUUUUCAGACUGAAGUAUAAUACAUCUCUCUUGUUAUUACAAUGCAGCAUUUUUAACUAUCAGUAAUAAUUCAUUUUAUAAGUAUUUGUACUUAAAAAAAACAGAAAAGAAAAAGCCUUUGCCAUUGAUUUCAAUCAGAAUGAUAUCAAAUGACUUUCUAAAGAAGACUUUUUUCCAGCUUCUCCAAUGAUGGAUAUUAGCUUCUUUAUCAACUAUUAUGUGUUAGCACUUAAGCAUUAUUCUAUGGAUUUACAUGUGUGUUAAUUUUACCUCAUUUUCUUCUUGUCAUGUCAAAAGUGUAAGUUAGGAUGGAUUUUUAAUUAGAAAAACAGAUGGUUAUUAUAUGAAAAAACCUCGCACCUUGUAAAUAGAAAAUGUUCUAGUUACAUUUUUUGUGUGGUAGUGCAUAUAAACCUCAACAUGUUUCAUGUGUGCAGACUAAAGUGGUUGUUUUACUACAUUUUCUAUAAAUUCUACAAGGUUUUACAUCAAGCAAGCACAUAUGCAGAAUUAGUGUCAGUUACUAUAGAUUCGUACAAAUACCCAUAUAAAAAUAUAUAUUUUGCUUUAAAACA